ACUUCCGGUUCAAACCUCAACGGGGUCCUCACAGCGCGUAUUAGCCGGUGUUGUUGUGCUCGCUAUCAGACGUGUGCUUGAUUUCGUCUCCAGGGUCUCGUGGCUCCGUUUAAACAUGUCCGGCAGAGAAGGAGGCAAAAAGAAGCCACUGAAGGCACCCAAGAAACAGGCCAAGGAUGCGGAUGACGAUGACUUGGCCUUUAAGCAGAAGCAGAAGGAGGAACAGAAGGCUUUGGAAGCACUGAAGGCCAAAGCUUCAGGGAAAGGGCCUUUAGGUGGCAGUGGAAUGAAGAAAUCGGGCAAGAAAUAAAUCCUGAAUGUGACAGCGAAGAUGUUUUUGUUUCUCUGGCCUCACGUCGUGCAUCUGCGACAUUUACGUGUUUCACUGAGUCGACGCCAUGUCGGCGCCACUGAACACGGACCUGUCAGACUUAACCGUGUUUAAGCUCCUCCCAUUGUCGGAAGACGAAGGUUAAAUGUUUUUGAAGGUUUAAGAAACGAAAAAAUGUGUCGCCAGUCUUCGCUGUAUCACGUUUUGUUUCCUUCGUCUAAUUUUGUUUUGUUGUAAAGAGGGAGAUAUCAAUAAAGUUUUUGUAAUAA
Molecule: messenger RNA, 600 nt
Organism: Solea senegalensis (Senegalese sole)
Lineage: Eukaryota; Metazoa; Chordata; Actinopteri; Pleuronectiformes; Soleidae
Gene: tma7
Product: translation machinery associated 7 homolog
Exons: 4
Coding region: 116-310 (64 amino acids)
Source: RefSeq, a predicted model, not a curated record